Molecule: messenger RNA, 6992 nt
Organism: Tachysurus fulvidraco (yellow catfish)
Lineage: Eukaryota; Metazoa; Chordata; Actinopteri; Siluriformes; Bagridae
Gene: zfyve9a
Product: zinc finger, FYVE domain containing 9a
Exons: 19
Coding region: 361-3948 (1195 amino acids)
Biological process (GO): liver development; endosomal transport
Cellular component (GO): endosome; early endosome membrane
Molecular function (GO): metal ion binding
Source: RefSeq, a predicted model, not a curated record
UGCUAUUGGCUGUAGGACGGAGCCACAAUGGCCGUGUUUGGCGCUGCAGCUCCCAGUAGCGUUAGCACAGGAUAUCACGACAUAUUACACUCACAUACUUUUUCUCUCUGACUUUAGAGACACUGUGUGGUCUGUGUGACGAAAAAGACGCUGAUUUUUACUGGAAUUUAAUUAAACCCAGUUAGUUUCGUGGCGGUGAAUCAUGGAAAUCCUGUCGGUCCGGCCGUCCGGUGUGUGCGAGACCGGCUGAGGGUGGAGUGGCUGAGAUCGGACCUAACGUGAGCACGUUUCUGGAGUAUCGCUCGAGAGGACCUGUGUGCAGGUUCACACCGCACUCGACAGAGUGGAGCUUCCUCACCCAUGGAGAAUUACUUCCAGGCUGAAGCCUUUAACCUGGACAAAGUGCUGGACGAGUUCGAGCAGAACGAAGAUGAAACCGACGCCCCGACGCUUACCGACGCCAAGUGGACUCAGAUCCUCGCUCCACCAGCUCACCUCUUAUCCCUGAACCCUGCCUUGACUCGCGCCGAUCUCAGUCCACGAGACGGCCCUCUUAACUUCAAACCUCUUCUAGAACCCUUGAGUUCUGGAAGCUCUUCUGUAUUGAACGUAUCUGCAUCUGACGUGAAGCAGGAAUCGGAAACGUGGAGCGAAGAAAAGCCAGCAGAGAUCCACAGCCCUCCUUUGCUCCAGCCCAACAUCGGGAAGCUGGUCAGCACCGAAAGUCAAGUGCCGGAUUCUCCUCCUGCCACCAGGACUUCGAUUGAGAACGGGUGUCCAUCCAAAUUGGAGUGCAACGGGGUUAGGAAGGUUUCCCAGACCAGAGAUGAUCCGAAUCCUCCUCCUACAGAUCCACCCAGCAUCCUGGACUCGUGUGCUUUUCAACAAGGACAACAGCAUAAUGAUGUCGCUAAGCAGAACAACACCUAUUUUAAUGAUGCAGACUUUUCAAAUCCUAAGGAAGGGCUCGGCCAAGGGGUGUCGAGCUUGAACAAUGGUGCAUCGUUUAUCGAGAUGGAGUCUGGGGGCAUCGGGGAAAUGGACGACACGGACAAUCAUUUUACUCUUCCGAAAGGGGGCAAUUCUGAGAAAGGGGAGAAUGUCCUGCAAGAACCUGGUAACGACGCUCAGAAUUCUGUAGUCGACCUCGAGUGUCGUACUACAGGCGGUGUUCCGAACGGUACCGUCCUCAAGGCAGAAAGCGUCGAGCAAGACAAAUCGGUCAUAAAAGAGAAAGAAAUUACGAAUAUGGAUUCACCAGAGAAUGCGAGAGCUCAUCCCAACGGUCUGGGUGAAGAAAGCGAAAGAGAUCGCCCGAUCCAACGUCCUCCAGCACUUUUAAAGGAAGACUCGAUAACCGAGGAGAAGGAGAUGGAGGAGAGCAAACAGGAAUCCUGUGAGCCUAACCGAGGUGAAAGUGUGAAACUCAACAACAGUCGAAUGCAACUGGUCAGCGUUCCCUACGGUGGUGCAAGGCCCAAACAGCCCGUCAACCUAAAGCUGGAAAUUCCUCGAGCUUUCUCAGGUCAAGUCCAAAAUGAACUUGGCUCCACCGGUAGGAACAAGAACCUGGAGGCCCAGUGCAGGACAGGUUGCCUCGAGUCGUCCGGUGGGGGAACAGAAUCUAAGGCUGCUCGAGUCAACGGAGACAGUGGAAACGGUUCCUCAGGCUUGCCCGUUCCCUCUGAGAACCCUGACAAUGAUCUCCAGGCAGGUCAGCAGGGAGCCCUCGAAAGGAAACCCUCCACCUCUCUUGGUGAAGUGGCUCCUGUGUGGGUGCCAGACUCUCAAGCACCCGUCUGCAUGAAGUGUGAAGUCAGGUUCACCUUCACAAAGAGAAGGCACCACUGUCGAGCCUGCGGCAAGGUUUUCUGCGCUGCGUGCUGCAGUCUGAAGUGCAGGCUGAUGUACAUGGACAGGAAGGAGGCUCGUGUCUGCGUUACGUGUCACCGCACUUUAAUCAGUGCUCAGGUGUGUGAGAGCGCUGGGAACAGCUCCAGUCCCAACCCCAACAACCCGGCCGAGUACUGCUCCACCAUCCCCCCUCUGCAGCAGGCCCAGGCGUCCGGCACACUCAGCUCUCCACCUCCCACCGUCAUGGUGCCUGUCGGCGUCCUCAAACAACUGGGCACUGAGGGUCCUCUGUCCCGGGAGCAGAGAAGAGUUUGGUUUUCUGAUGGGAUUUUACCGAACGGAGAAACCACAGAUUCCUCUAAAGGAACGGCUCCGAACCAGAACUCAAACCCCGUCCAACCUCCAGCUGUGUCCCAAAUCUCAAACAAGUCCAAUACCAGCACUCACGAGGCGGCUCGUGCUCCCGGAGCUCCGGUGGGAAGCUCGGUCAGUCUCAUCCCAGAGGACGGACUUCCUCCCAUCCUCAUCUCCACCGGAGUUAAAGGAGGUACGGGAGGCCACAUCGCAGAUUACGCCGUGGAGGAGAAGCCAUCAGAAGUCCUGCUCCUUCAGCAGCUAGAGGAAGGAGGUCCUGAGCCAUUGGUGUUUGUGCUCAACGCUAAUCUGCUAGCCAUGGUUAAGCUCGUCAACUAUGUAAACAGGAAGUGCUGGUACGUGAUGUCGAAGGGCAUGCACGCCGUGGGCCAGGCCGAGGUGGUGGUGCUGCUGCAGUGCCUCCCUGAUGAGAAGAGCAUCCCGAAAGACAUCUUCAGCCAUUUUGUGCAGCUUUAUCAGGAAGCUCUCGCAGGUAAUGUCCUGAGCCACCUGAGCCACUCGUUCUUCACACAGAGUUUCCUGGGCAGUAAGGAGCAUGGUGGGUUCCUCUACAUCACCCCGACCUUCCAGUCUCUUCAGGACCUCCUGCUGCCCAACCCGCCCUUCCUGUUCGGGGUCUUGGUGCAGAAGUGGGAGACGCCGUGGGCAAAAGUCUUCCCCAUCCGCCUCAUGCUGCGCCUCGGAGCCGAGUACCGCUUUUAUCCCUGUCCCCUGUUCAGCGUGCGCUUCAGAAAGCCUCUUUUUGGAGAAACAGGCCACACCAUCAUCAACCUGCUGGCGGACUUCAGGAACUUCCAGUACACAUUACCAGUGGUCCCAGGUUUGGUGGUGGACAUGGAAGUGAGAAAAACCUGCAUUAAAAUCCCCAGUAACCGCUAUAACGAGCUCAUGAAGGCCAUGAACAAGUCGAACGAGCACGUGUUGGCGAUGGGGGCGUGUUUUAACCAGCAGGCCGACUCGCACCUCGUGUGUGUACAGAACGAUGAUGGGAACUACCAGACGCAGGCCAUCAGCAUCCAUCACCAACCUCGCAAAGUAACAGGAGCGAGUUUCUUCGUCUUCAGUGGAGCGCUGAAGGCCUCGUCUGGGUUUUUGGCCAAAACCAGUAUUGUGGAAGAUGGCGUGAUGGUGCAGAUCACUGCAGAGACAAUGGAGGCCCUGCGCCAGGCUCUGAGAGAGAUGAAGGACUUCACCAUCGUGUGCGGAAAAGCCGAUCAGGAGGAGACGCAGGAGAACGUUCACAUCCAGUGGACGGAGGACGACUUGCAUUUCAACAAGGGGGUCGUCAGUCCGAUCGAUGGGAAAUCAAUGGAGUCCAUAACAAGUGUAAAGAUUUUUCAUGGGUCUGAGUACAAAGCCAAUGGGAAGGUGAUCCGCUGGACCGAGGUGUUUUUUCUCCAGAGUGAGGAGCAGCCUAACGGGGACCCUGCAGAUCACAGUCGGCUGACGGAGAACGUAGCUCGAGCCUUCUGCAUGGCUCUGUGUCCUCAUCUCAAGCUGCUGAAAGAGGACGGCAUGGCCAAGCUGGGGCUCCGCGUCACACUCGACUCAGAUCAGGUGGGCUACCUGGCCGGCAGUAACGGUCAGCACUUGCUUCCUCAGUACCUGAGUGAUUUAGACAGCGCUCUGAUCCCGGUGAUCCACAGUGGGGCGUGUCAGCUGACUGAGGGUCCCGUAGUCAUGGAGCUCAUCUUCUACAUCCUGGAGAUCAUCUCUUAAAGGAGCUUCUGAAAUUGAAAUCAACCUCCUCUCUCUCUCUCUCUCUCUCUCUCUCUCUCUCUCUCUCUCUCUCUCUCUCUUUCAUUUGCACUUCAAAGAACACUAUGCUGCAAAAUUUCAGACAGGAAGCAGCAGCAGCAGCAACGGCGGCGUUCCAGCAGAUCAUCUAUGCACCAUUUUUACAUAUGAACCAUCUCCAAACAUCUCCACUGGAGCCCGAGGUUCCAACAGUCUCAGAGUUUUGGUGCUUUUUUUGUUUCUCCUUCACUGUGGAAAUCUAGUAAUGCUGCUGGGAGCAGGAAAAAAAAAAGAGAGAGAGAGAAAAGAGAAAAUGUUCGGAGGCCUUUGAUCUUGAAGGAUGGACGCUGAGGGUAUCUGAAUGUUCUGGAUUGUCUGAGGAACUCUGAAGUGCAGAACAUUUGAGAAACCAAAACGUCUUUUGAUAACCAAUGAAACUGAGAGGAUUUAGGAUUUAAAAUGUCAGCAGGAUCCAAAAAUGAUUUCAUACUGAAAGUAUUUAACACUAAAAAAUGUUUGUAUAUGAAUCCAGUCACAGGAUUCUAGAUUUCCAUCCAGCUGAAGAAAGAGUUCUGCUGCAGCAUCUGUGGUGAGAUGUUUGUACAAAGUCUCCAAACUUUUAAAACGGGGAGGGAAAAAAAAAAAAAGAUUUGCGGUAAUGCUGUGCAGCUCUUAUUAGGUCCUGUUUACAUUUUUCUGGCUUGGAUAUUAGCUCCGCCCCCAAGUUGGAACAUCUCUGCAACCCCCCCCCCCCCCCCCAAACGUCCUUUCAUUUACACGGGGUUUGAUGCGUAUGAUGAGGUAUAUAUCGUUUGAAUGCUGAUAUUGUAAUUGUGCUUCACUUUACAGACAGUAGGGGGCAGCAGAGGCACUAACGAUAACAAACCGCACCUUUAAUUUCAUGCUAGCACUUCACCGUAUAACAACCAGCUUGUCAUGUGGAUAAUUUGGGGCUUGGGUAAAUUGAACAGUAAACAAUUUUUUUUUUAUUGCAACCGUUGUAAUGUUUCCUGAAGGCGGAGUUUAAGUUCAAAUUGAUAGCUCGAUUGUAAACAAGAUCGUAUGACCGUCGCUAGUCCUUUUUCUUUACAACCCGACGUUGCUUCUUGGUUAGCGUUAAAAAGCUACUGGUUUCGGUCACACUGUGCAUCAGCGUUAGCAUUACUUCAGGUUAGCAUGUUUCCAAAGCUAGCCGUUGUUUGCUUUGUUAUGUAGCUAUAGUAAAAAUAAAACUAGUAUCUGGUGAGGGUCAAAUGAACAAGCCUACAAUCGGCUGAUCGGAUUGAACUUAAGCUCCGCCCCCGUUCGUUCAAACGCAACGUCUCAAAUCCACCUCGUUUCAUUGGUUCGUGCGCUUAACCAAUCAGAAGCUGUUCUGUGUGAGGGCGGGGCCUAUAAACAGGAUGUCCUGCUCGUACUAUAAGCUUUAAUCACCAGAUGCUUUACUUUAACAGUAUAAACCCUGUCUUUGUUUUUUUUUCUCUGUAAGUAAAAUUCAUCCAAAGCUGAAGCGACGUAGCUUUCCAGGCCGAAGCUUCGGAUGAUGCGUCUUAUAGAGACGCACGUGGGUGACUGUUACACAACCAGCAUUACACAAGGGGACUGCAAUUUAAACCCCAAACCGUGUUUAACUUCCACUCGUCCGCUUCCCCUCGCAAUGAGAAAUAAUAAGAUUGGAUCUAAAUGCAUUUUAAUCUGCUGAUCUGCUACGAGCUUCAGAUCCAAAUCUGUUCAUCUCUUCCCGUCCACCUAAUUAGCGAACCUGCUAACCAGCUAGUAUACUAUUAGUAUAACCAGCUAGUAUACUAUUAGUAUAACCAGCUAGUAUAAUACUACUAGCCCAAACAUGUUCACCAGUGAUUUUGUUCGUGGGUAAGGGAAGGUUUGGACGUCUUCCAGGGUGCGUUAAAAACUGGGAGUGGGUGGGUGGAUGGAUGGAUGGAUGGAUGGAUGGAUGGAUGGAUGGAUGGAUAAAAGGUUGAAUGAAAAGGUGAGAUGAUAAAAUUGCAGGUCAACUUGUCUGAGCAUCAUGUGAUUUGAAGCGAACUGUAAAUCCCCCUUCAUCAGAAGAAGAGAAAAUAAAAAAUAAAGACUUUUAAUUUGUAAAGAACCGCACUGGGAAUAAAGCCAUCGUACAGAAGCUGAGGCGGAGACGAGGCUCUGAGGUCACGUGAUCAUCAGAAGAACUGUGUGUCAUGACUUUAUCUAACUGCACUCUAAUGAUCUUAUGUCGCUUUGCUCCGAUUGGUUACGACACGUUUAGCGGUCGAUAAAGGAAUCAAAACUAAAAUUCCGACAAAGAAACGCUACGUUAGAAACUUUAUAGUAUUUACAGUUGAACGGAAGUUUAUGGGUAAAAUAAAGAGGGUCGAUCAGAAUCAAGUAUUAGAACCUGACGGUAUUUAUGUUGAAUGAACACGAAUGGUUUUGUUUCAGAACUCGACGUGAACGACGUGUCACGUCACGACAUUUCAGAUCAUGUUACUUUAUCUGCUUUACUUUCGUUUGCUUUCGUGCACAAACCUGUGAACCCGAUAAUCCGAUCUGGAAUGUUUUGAACCUCGUCGCCGAGCAAUCGGCUGCGUUACGGAAACACGUGUUGAGAUGAUUUUAGUGCAGCACUUAACACUACGACGUAACUGUCACACCGUUAGUCUCCCUCUUUUCUUGGUCACCGUGUUAUGUACCUUCAUCUGUUUGAAGUCUUGUGUUGUUUUUAUUUCUUGUUCACGAAGCUCUCGGCUGAUUUUAAACUGCAUGCGUGAUGAACCUGGAGCCUUGAAAUAUUGUUCGGUGACACGAUACACACUCAGUAGAAAGUGUUUGUAUACGCAGUGUGUGGUGUGAGACGAGGCGAGACGAGACGAAAUCUUCAGUACUGACGUGGGUCAAAAAGAUUCAGAUGUAAAUGCAAGAAGCCAAAAAGAAGCUUUAACCUGCUCCAUGUGUGUCUUUUUUUUUGUCAAUAAAACUGAGACUUUAUGAAAGUUGUAUUAUAUGUAAAAUAAAACCCUUCUGAACUUGUG